CCUACAAAAUCCUCUUUUUUGGACCAAUCACUUGCUACUCCUUCAAGAUCAUCUGAUCUCCAUCCAAUUGGAGCUCUUGCAACGACUACUUCCUCAUUACUUUCCCAUGGGAAUACUUCUGGGAAACCUACACCGAUUAGCCAAUCUGAUCCGGCUCUAAUUAAUCCAUCUGAUGGGUUGUUUCAGCAAACCAGAGACACAGAUGUUUGGGUCAAGCCCCGAUUUCAUCAUUUCAUGGAAGCUCCACCACCUUCCACUCACCGGAAUCCCUAUGCUCCUAGCAAGCUGCCAGACUUCCCAAAGCCGAUACAACCUCAACUUUCUUCUCAUACCUCCCUUCCAACUUCAACUAAUAAUACUACUAGCCCUAUUAUAAAUAUUGAGAAUCCCGUCAAUCUUCCAGGAACUUUCCACUACUCUCCUUCAUCCAAACCGAUUAAUUUGACCAGCUUGACACCAGGGGGAAUAUUUCAGCCUGUUCAUCUUCUACCAGGGCAAAGUGGGGCGCACACACAAUUAAACGGAACUUUAGAACGCCUCCAGCUUGGUUCAAUUCCACCUGCCCGGUUCCCAUCCCAAGCACACGCCUCGACUACCCGACCGACUCUCCAUCGACCGCCUACCGCAGUUGAGGACAAAUUUUCCACAUCCUUACAAGAACCAUUGGAGAUUACUAACAGAAUAGUUGAACUACACGAGUCCGGUUUUCAUCCUUAUUUGCCGAGUAAUAAGCCUAUCGACGAGAAAAUGUCUAAUCUGCAGAUAGCACCAACAAUGCUAUCAAUGUUACCAAAAUCGUCUUCAUCUUCUGAUACAGUAGCCACAGUGAUAACAACUCAAGCCUACGUUUGUUGCACCUCAGUUCCAUCGUCAGUCUCGGGGACUAACAACACUGAUCAGUCUACUCUCAAGACAUCAUUGAAUAACAUUCCUUCCCUAUCAUCUUGCUUACCUGGAGAAAUGGAGACAAGGCAAAUUGAAAUUGAUGUAAACUCUACUGUGAGGAAACCAAAUGUCGUUGGAGUGGAAAUUUCUCCUUCCGUUGCUGAUGAGCCGAAGUUGUCUAAACCUUUGCAACCGCAUAUCGUCACUUCUCAAGAUUUGGCUUCACAGCGACGUGAAGAGGCUCUUCGAGCGGUCUUUUCCAUCUGCUCACAUGACUCAUCGAUAUGUCGUGCAUCACGCAACGAUAUACCUAAUUCGCCUGAAACAGCUUCCUCCACUGUUGCUUCUUUAGACUCAUCGCCUGGCUCAACGUCACUUAGCGGAUUUUUCCAUAAAGACACUCAUUUUACUUCGUUUUCUGCUAGUUCAACGUCAGCUCCCUCAAUGUCUUCACCACAUCUUGUGUCCAAGAAUUCGAUUAUAUCUGAACGUACUACGGUGCAACCUCACCAUCCGGUUGAUUGCCGUGAAUCGCUAUCCGACCCACUUGUGUUGAAUCGCUUUAUUGCAGCCACAGAGCAUCUGCUCUCUUUUAUAGAAAGCCUUCAUGAGCCUUCUAUGCUCCAUCCUGGAGUCGGCCCUGCACCAUCUUCAGAAUUAAUAGCCAAAAGGACCAAUGUCUGCCAUACACGACUUGACGAGGCUUGGUUUCGAGUGCUCGAAAUGGCCAAACAGCCUGUAAACUCCAGCGUUUCGAACAAUCGCCAUGCAAGAAAACUGACUCAGGCUGCAGGCCGUUGUUGUCCUGCUAAGAAUCGCAGUCAAGGCUGCUUGCCCUACGAUUACAAUAGGGUUAUCCUCCAGACCAAUUUAGAUAGUAAUUCGGCUUCUGACUUUGUCAACGCCAGUCACAUUGACCUAUCGACUAGCUUGGGUGACUGGUGUCCCCGGUACUUGAUCGCCCAGGCUCCUCUAGCUAACACUAUAGGCGACUUUUGGCACAUGAUCCUUCAACAAGGCUGCGAAUUGGUCGUCUUACUUCUACCGGACAUGACCUUACCUUCCAUUUGUUCAGAUAAAUAUGAACCCGAUGUUUUCGCCCAUUUCCUUAUGCUGGAUGAAGCUCUUACUGAUCGAUCGGAAAACUCGAUUCUGUUGUCUGCACCCUCUGAUGUUCCUGAUUGCGACAGUGAUAACAAAGGAAAAAAUGUUUCUACUUUUGCCUCGUAUAGGUUCCUUUCUACUUCUGAACUCCAACAUCCCCGCGUGGUGCCUCAUUUGCCAACCAACAAAGUCGGUAGUCGCUUUUUGGUGCAAGGCACUCCACUAGAACUACGCCUUCAAGCAAUAAAAUCGGCCUGUUCAUCUUCACGACCCUGGACACAACGAAUCCUCACUCUAUACAACACGACCAACCAGCAGACGCGCAGUCUCAUACACCUUUCUUACUAUGGUCCAUUGUCAUUACCGAGUGUCACACAACCCGUUGAUCAAUUAUUAGUCAGCUUCCUGUCUGAAAUACAUCUCUUAUAUCGGCAACAGCGUAGUUUAGUUCGACCAGUGGCUGUUGUUGGCGAGACUGCCUCGGGCCCUCCUGGCAUGUUUGUGACGGCGUCUGCUUCCAUAUUGCACGCUGAGGCUCUUAGUAGGCUUGCUCCAGUCCUCGAGAUUGCUGGUCACGUCUGCCAGCAACGUCGUUCUGCCAUCCAUUCUCCUGCUGAUCUUGAGCUAGCCUUGCGCGUCGUUGCUCACGCCGCUCUUGAGUCGCUGGCACGUCGGGAUAUUGUUGUUGGGCCUAGGAGGUAUUCUAAAACACGAAACAUCAGGUCAUCUAAUGAGCUACCUUCUACUACCGUUCCAAAUUCAGCGACGCAUGUUUCUGCUACUAUUACCAAAGGUUCGCAUAGUUGUGCCUCAAAAGAUGAGGAUUGUUAUCACUCUCCCGUAAAUUCUGUUUCUCGUGUUGCCGACCAUCUUUUCACGGAUGCCCCAGUUCCAAUCGCCGACUUACUUUCGGUUGUUGGAACGCUGUGCCGUUCAACUCAAUCAUGUCCAGUGGAAACAUUCUCUACGGACUUAGCCCACGCAGAUCCGAAAGCCAUUUUGGAUGCGCCAAAUAAAGACGUUGAGGAAUUCGCUGCUAAAGAUACUUCUAGUGCAUCUCAUGUGGUCAGCCUAUUUGAAGCAUGUUUUUCAGUGAAAUUUUUAAAAUCUUGUCUACUGACCUAA
Molecule: messenger RNA, 3114 nt
Organism: Protopolystoma xenopodis
Lineage: Eukaryota; Metazoa; Platyhelminthes; Monogenea; Polystomatidea; Polystomatidae
Source: the annotation of a GenBank genome assembly